AUGAAAGCUUUAACCACUGGUCAGGUCAUUCUCCUUGUAGCUCAAGCCGCUGCUGCGUUGGGCUUGCCAGAGAUGAUUCAUUCUCGUGAUAGUCUGGGAAUCAAUAUCGUCGGCGGAGAUGAAGCCCCACUAGGGGAGUUUCCUUGUAUGAUAAGUCUGUCGAUGAGCGACGGGCAUCAUUGCGGAGGCGUGCUGUUAAAUGCAUAUACGGUUAUUACUGCGGCUCAUUGUGUCCUGAACACUUUGACUAGCGCUAUCAAAAUUCGUGCAGGGAGCCUGAACUGGGCCUCUGGUGGAAUCCAGGUCAACAUUUCUUCUUAUGCUGUCCGCCCCUCUUUCAACUUGGAAACAGCUGAUAAUGAUCUGGCCAUGGUGCACCUGGCAGACCCAAUUCUGGAAGCGGAAUCUAUUGGGUAUGCUACUUUGCCAUCGCAGGGCUCGGACCCGGUCGAUGGUUCUUUGACUACUGUGAUUGGAUGGGGUUAUGUGGAGGAGAAUGGGUCUGGACGAUCAGAUGUGCUACGCAAAGUCUCGAUCCCAGUUGUUUCUCGAGACAAAUGCCAGGUGGCAUAUUUAAAUUCGAAUAUCACGGAGAACAUGUUCUGUGCCGGCACAGGUGGUAAAGGGUCUUGUGACUACGAUAGUGGAGGUCCUGUCAUUGAUCAAGCCACAGGGGAAGUGGUUGGCCUUGUGUCCUGGGGCAAUGGCUGUGCCAGGUCUGACUACCCCGGCGUAUAUGUUAGGGUUGGUAAUUACGUGGAUUACAUCACUAGUUCUUGGCGGAAUCCUUGA
Molecule: messenger RNA, 792 nt
Organism: Clonostachys rhizophaga
Lineage: Eukaryota; Fungi; Ascomycota; Sordariomycetes; Hypocreales; Bionectriaceae
Source: the annotation of a GenBank genome assembly